Rhopilema esculentum is the source of this 4411-nucleotide messenger RNA. Its product is annotated as MAP/microtubule affinity-regulating kinase 3. Gene Ontology annotation, molecular function: tau-protein kinase activity; ATP binding. Gene Ontology annotation, biological process: intracellular signal transduction; protein phosphorylation; microtubule cytoskeleton organization. Gene Ontology annotation, cellular component: cytoplasm. The record is from RefSeq and is a predicted model, not a curated record. Lineage: Eukaryota; Metazoa; Cnidaria; Scyphozoa; Rhizostomeae; Rhizostomatidae.
AGUCUGGGCACUAGUACAUGUUGUUUGCUUCUAGGUCGGGAUUUGCUAGCGACUUCGUCUCCAUUUUGGAAUUCGAGAAGGAAGGCUUGCUUUGAGUCGAUUUGCCUUCACGUUUAUCGAGUUUGAUUGACACAGCUAGUUGUACAUGUAUUCAGGAGAGUUUUUGUAGCGCUUCUUGAAUGUCUUCAAAUCGAAAUAAGGUGCACGAACUCUACGACAUGUGACUCUUUCGCUGAAGUAGCAGAAGGAAAAUUCAAUACGUGACACUGCCUCCAUAUUGGAAUUCCGCCACUGCAACAGGAAGGCGGUGUUUCAAGUCAAUUUUACUGUAGCCCUGACUAGAUACAACACCAUCAAGGUUGCCAAUUGAUAUGAAAUUUUGUUGAAGCGGUCUUGGCAGACUCUGGAAGCUUCAAACCUGGUUCAGCUCGACGAGAAAUGUAUUUUUAGUCAAGGCGUUUUGAAAGAAGUAACUGUGAAAGCAUCGCCCUUUCAAUUGGCUUGUAUCCGAGGGCUGUGUUUACGACCCGCUUAUUUACUAUUGUGGUAAGCUCCAAAUGAUGAAGACGAGAACAGUGGUGAAUUAGAUUUGAUUCAGGCUGCUGAGUUGUAUAAAAAAUGUCUGGAAGGACGGCUUUGUCGACUGUUGUAGAAAACGCAGAUGGGAGACAUGGACAUUCGCACCAUGGGCACUCGAGAUCAGGCAGAACCACCAGCUCCAGUAGCAGAGGAAAUAGGAGUGAUGACGGUCAUUCAUCAACACGUUCCAGCAGAAACCGUCAAGCAACCGGCGGGGACGAUGUUUACAUCGGAAAGUACAAAUUGAUUAAAACCAUUGGGAAAGGAAACUUUGCGAAAGUUAAACUUGCUAAACAUUCACCCACUGGUCGCGAGGUUGCAAUUAAGAUUAUUGACAAAACACAGCUAAACCCAACCAGUUUACAGAAGCUUUUUCGCGAAGUCAGUAUCAUGAAGUUUCUCGAUCAUCCAAAUAUUGUUAAACUUUAUGAAGUCAUCGAAACUGAGAAAACACUUUACCUUGUAAUGGAAUAUGCAAGUGGAGGUGAAGUUUUUGACUAUCUCGUUGCUCAUGGCAGAAUGAAGGAGAAGGAGGCUAGAGCAAAAUUUAGACAGAUUGUUUCAGCUGUUCAGUAUUGCCAUCAAAAGCAUGUUAUACACAGGGACUUAAAAGCGGAGAAUCUACUUCUAGAUGCAGAUAUGAAUAUUAAAAUUGCAGAUUUCGGCUUUAGUAAUGAGUUUUCACCUGGCAAUAAGCUUGAUACAUUUUGCGGCAGUCCACCGUAUGCAGCUCCUGAACUAUUUCAAGGAAAGAAAUAUGAUGGACCUGAAGUAGAUGUUUGGAGUUUAGGUGUUAUUCUUUAUACGUUAGUUAGCGGCUCAUUGCCUUUUGAUGGCCAAAACCUGAAGGAACUCCGAGAAAGGGUUCUUAGGGGCAAAUACCGAAUUCCUUUCUACAUGUCAACUGACUGUGAAAAUCUGUUAAAGAAAUUUCUAGUGUUGAAUCCAGAAAAAAGAGCAUCUUUAGAGAUGAUAAUGCAAGAUAAAUGGAUGAAUAUUGGCUAUGAAAAUGAAGAGUUAAAACCGUACUUAGAACCAAAGCCAGACUUUAAUGACAAAAAACGACUCGAAUUGAUGAUAAGAAUGGGAUUCUCUGCCGAUGAAAUCAAGGAAUCACUGACGAAUAACAAGUACGACGAAGUAAUGGCAACAUAUAUUCUGCUAGACGAAAAGAGAAUUGCUGCCAAGCUUUCGAGUCAUGAUAACAUAUCAUUAGACUCGUCGUACAUCAGUAGAACGAGCGGUAACACCGACACAAGUAGUGCUGCCCCACAGACAGCCAGAUCGGCACGGGUCAGUGGAAGGGGCAACAGAGAAAACAGAGUCCCAUCACAGACGCAACGACCAUCAAGAGUUCAACAACCGUACGAGGCGGUUAAUAUGUCGCCAGCAACAAGCAAUGGUGCCGAUCGCUCUGUAAAUAGCCGUGAACAUACUUCGUCAUCGACUAGAACAACAGAUAGUGGAACAGCUUCAGUGACGGGAAAGAAUCCCAAUCGAUCGCAGAUCCCGGAUGUAGUUGCAGGCAAAUCCAACAAGAUGGUAGGCAGGCAACAUAGUGCACCGUCAAGUGCUGCCCGUAGAAACACAUACAGUAGCGCAACAUAUGGCAACAGAGCUCAGCAAAGUUCAGCCACUGCGAACUCAGUUCAAGCAAAUGGAGAAGAGAAGUCAAGCCAAGAAAUAGACACAGGGGCCAGAGCCCGUAGUAGGAUACCUCAGCAACCGAACCGUUUAUCUCCCACAAGGAUGUCAUUGCCACCCGCCGCUCUUACAAGGAGCUCCGAUCGUGAUAAAACGACUACUGCCGAUGAUGAAAGUAGGCCAGGCACUGCUCCGUUAAAGCAUGUGACGUCAGCCCAGACAACUCAAGUACCAAAACUGAACAGAGGCACAACUGCCCGAAGUACGUUCCAUAGCGGGCAAACCAGAGAACGGAAGAAGAUGGCCGAAGAAAGGAGCAGGGAAGCCGGUAGCCCAGUUGCGUCUGGAAGAACUUCUUUCAUAAGCAAGCUGACAUCAAGGUUUAGUAAAAGAAUGUCACGAGAAAAUUUAUUUGGCAAACAUAGAAAGCGCCGCAGAUCCCUUGAACAAGAUCAGCAGUCCGGAAGUAGCACGAGCACCGGGGCACAAUUAAAGCCACGGUCACUUCGGUUCACGUGGAGCAUGAAGACGACCAGUAGUAUGGACGCAAAUGAUAUGAUGGAUGAAAUUACCCGGGUAUUAGACUCAAAUGCAUGCGAUUACGAGCAGCGAGAGAAAUUCUUGUUGUUCUGCGUGCACGGGGAUGCAUAUGAAGACUCUUUAGUCCAAUGGGAAAUGGAGGUUUGCAAGUUACCACGCUUAUCCUUAAACGGUGUUCGGUUUAAGCGAAUAUCCGGUUCAUCAAUAGCCUUCAAAAACAUUGCAUCUAAGAUUGCAAAUGAAUUAAAGCUGUGACUCUGUACUACAUUUAACCAUGAUACUGACGAUCAAGCCGAGGAACAGUGCUUCAAAAUACACCCCCAAAGAAUGAUUAGUUCGUUGAUACGUUUCUCAUUUCCAGUGAGAGCUGAAUAAAGUCAAAAGACCCCCAGGAAUGGGACCAGAUCAGUAACUGGACAAAGCGUGUACUUUACUUGUGUAAAAAUACGGUCUCCCUUACCUGAUCUGGAUAUCAGUAUUAUUGUUACUUUCAGGUUGUGCAGAUAGCGGUUGAUUAACGAGCUUUUAGUUUUGUGAAAAUCUUUUAUUUUGGAUAAUAAAAGGGGAAUUAUCCCGGGCACGAGUUUUAUUAGCGUAUAUAUGACAAAGUUAAUCUGUAAAUCAGCGUCGUCUGCGUGUAACCUCGAUGAUUUCAAGUGUUGAAUCUUGCGAAGGUCUAACUUUCGUUUGGUCACAGAAAUCGGUUGUAUUGUAUGUUGAUAACUCUUCUAAGAGUUACGCAAUACACCCAGAGUCAAGCUGCAAGUUCGAAGAUGGUCAUAUCUUCUGUGUAACUACAUGGCUAAACUAACUCCUAAGGGUGGUUAAAUUAUGAGAUUAUAAUUGGUCCUAGGCAUGAUCCUCAGUCCCUCGCGAAUGUUAAUUUGUUUUUAUGACAUUUUUGAUUUUAUGAAUAUUAACUCUCCAUUAGUCAUUAACUGUUACUCAUUAGAAAUAUUUUCUGUAGCUAUCAUGUAAACAAACCAGAAGUAAAGAAACCAUCCUGUCUUUAUUUUCUACACACUCCAACGAUAACUUCAUUUCUAUCCACGCGAUUCAAAAAAACAAAACAUUUGUACAAGUUUCUUGCGCUGGACUAUUUGUUUAUUACAAUAUUAUUUUCAGUGCAUAAGUUUUUGCUUUCCUUUUCAAAUGCUCCACCCAGUGAAUUUUCUUGAAUGCUGUAUAUAUUUUUUGGUUAGUUAUGCUUUGAGGAGCUAAGAAAAAUGAAUUAUCUAUCAACUCCAAAUAUUCAAGACCCUCCUCCUUUGGGUAUUUGGGCAGGAUUCAUGUGCAAAGAAAGUCAUUGAUUUGAAGAAGGCAGCUCUAGUUUAAGAAAUUGUUAUUAAUAAGUGGUUUCUCUAACGUUCCCGCUUUCUACCGUGGAAACAGUAGCCAUCUCCGUCUAUGUAAUUCCUUUCUCGCAAUCUCUUCGUUGCCAAUGUCAUGACAAUAAAGAUAUAUGGAUUGUACCUAAUUUCUCCUAAUUGCAUUGGGCGAUUCUAAGAGGCUUUUAAGUCGAUUAUUACAAACGAUAAAAUAUCAAUGUCGGUAAAAAAGUUUUUGCCUUUCUUUAGUGUAACUUUUUGAGAUUUAAGAAGUGCCGCAAUCAAAAGUUUUUUUAAUGUAAGUUUGCAGGUUGUGUUGA